GCCAAGUCAACUUCAUUCAACAUUCAUAAGUGGAAUCCAAAAUUUGAUCUCUACCAUAAGCAGAUAUUACGCACACAGUACGGAUAAACAAAUCAGUGAAAGGAGCACUAGUUGAACAGGUUCAACACAGUGUAUUCGAGCAGAGACCUAAUAUAGUUCAGUUGUCUGAAUUGGAUGCAAAGGCAGAAUACUAGUGUGUAAAGACAUUUCUGCAAAACAUGCUUGCUAUCAAAGCAUUUACGUGGCAUACGGUAGCGGGUUUGGUGUUUAGUUUUCUUGGGAGCCACCUAGUCGGCACACAGGAAAACAGCCAGGAAACACGGCCAUGGUACGAAAAACUGCCAGCCGUCGCAAUGGAUUACAAGGUACACAUCGACGCUGGCAAGGAAGAUUGUUACUUUCAGUACGUGCAACCGGGUAGCACUUUCUAUGUCAGUUUUCAGGUCAUCAGAGGAGGUGAUGGAAUGGCCGGAUUUGCGGUUCGCAAUCCUCGGGGGGAAAUAGUGCAUCCGUACCAAUGGCAAGCAUCCAGUGAUUUUACCGACGGUUCUUCCAUGGGAGGAUAUUAUGCCGUUUGCAUUGACAAUCAGUUUGCCAAAUUUGCCAGCAAGCUAGUCAAUCUGUAUCUCACCGUCAUUCGGUACGAUGAGUGGGAGAAGUAUACUAAAGAGAUUGAAGACUUGAAUGUCAAUAUGAACAACUUUACGAACACAAUUUCCACGGUGGAACGAAAUUUAAACGCCAUGUUCCAGUAUCAGGCCUACUCGCGAAAUACUGAGGCACGGGACUACGCAUUGAUAAUCGAUAACAACUCGUAUGUGCUGCAAUGGUCCAUCCUGCAGAUUGUGGUCAUAAUUCUGACCACUUCGAUUCAAGUUUACUUCGUACGGAAGUUGUUCGACAUCAAAACAGGAACAAACACCAAGAUGAGGAUCUAACAGCAGCGACAGCUGGUACGGUGCUAUUGCAAUCAUUCCCGGUGGACUGAGGAAACUUAGGAAAUACUAUGAACGGCAGCCUCCGUCUGUCUCGUGCCUCAAUCAGUUGGAUAUUCUAGCGUGCAAACAAAACUUCAGAAACAGUUCGCAUAAUUCAGAAGUACUUCAGUAUGCUAAGUAUACUUUAAAAGAAAAAACAAAUGUAUUUUGUCGCGUCGUUUCAUUUAAGCCCAUUGUUUAUUUAAUAAAAUAAAUACGUUUUC
Molecule: messenger RNA, 1201 nt
Organism: Sabethes cyaneus
Lineage: Eukaryota; Metazoa; Arthropoda; Insecta; Diptera; Culicidae
Gene: loj
Product: transmembrane emp24 domain-containing protein 5
Exons: 3
Coding region: 219-938 (239 amino acids)
Biological process (GO): endoplasmic reticulum to Golgi vesicle-mediated transport; Golgi organization; intracellular protein transport
Cellular component (GO): endoplasmic reticulum; COPII-coated ER to Golgi transport vesicle; Golgi apparatus
Source: RefSeq, a predicted model, not a curated record